Messenger RNA from Symsagittifera roscoffensis, 8251 nucleotides. RefSeq lists its product as uncharacterized. Lineage: Eukaryota; Metazoa; Xenacoelomorpha; Acoela; Convolutidae. Bases 670 to 8133 code for a protein of 2487 amino acids. The transcript has 2 exons. The record is from RefSeq and is a predicted model, not a curated record.
CUGUCACACCAGAUUUCUAUGCAAACUACAACUUGCCUUAUACGUUGCACUGAGAACCUUUUCUUACGGUCAAAACGUAUGAAAAAAGUGAUUUUAUUGGUGAGUUAUAACUAAUUUCACGCGUAACAAGUGAUGCAUAGCGACCGUUUUUGAUGGCGGUUUGAAAGCAAAACAUUUUGAGAGACAGAUUGGGCUAAAAGCAUAGUUUUCUAAAGCUUUACAGAACCAAUUAAAUUUGGCAUGAGGGAAAUAUGGCGGAUCAUACUGAUGAUGAGGGAACAAGAACAUCAUCAGUUGAAAUUCAACUGUGCCAUUUGCUAGCUGUUCUAAUAUGUGAUCUAAAUUGCUUAAUAGUACUUAGAACAGAACUGGAGCCGAAUAAUUUAGUAAAGAGUUAAAAUAGUCGGCUUUGAUCAGUAUACAAGCUGGAGGUGGUACAUGUUUUACAUUUUGGCUGCUUGUACAGCUCAAAGUUCUCAUUUUAAACCAAACUUCAGCUGUUUGAAUGAGAGAUAAAACUACAUAUUUAAAAAUUUGUUCGCUUGAUAUGAAGAAAAAAUCAAAAAAUCGUGCUUCAACAACCGCUGAAUUGUAUGCUUAAUUGGUGAUUUAUUUUUCUAAUAGUGACUAGUCUAAAAACCGAAGAAGAACUGUUGAAAAAGUCAGUCAAUGGACGAAAAAUCACGGGCGCAGCUACUCAGGAUAGUUUUUAAGUCCAGGCCGGAACUACUGGAUUUGGCUGCGCCCAAAAUAACCCCGAAUAUCAGGAGACGAUCUCACUACAACCUGAAGAAGUUCGAGCGAAUUGAGCGACUGGUGGAGAAAAUACACGAUGAUAUUUUACUAGACGACUUCGAAACUGCUGUCGAAAAGAUCACUAAGAAAUGUCCAGUGCAAGUUCAGAAAAUCCGGGCUAUAUACCACUGGAUCAAAAUACAAGACCUUGAUCUGAUCUCAGACACAACAUCUAGCCUGAAGCCCUCAUCAAUCUGCCCUCUCCUCUUCUUCUAUCACAUCGCUAACGGGUCCACUUCCUUUUACUCACUCAUAUUCGAAAUCAUGCUUCGAUUCCUGAAAAUUCCCAGCAUACGUGUCGAAGGCUAUAUCAAAGACCUGAUGUUUGAGCCAGGCGAUGAAGUUGACAGAUCAAAACACAUCUGGAACGUUGCAUUCGUCAGUGACUCGGAAGGCCACUCAGAUUGGCAUCUUUUUGACGUGGCGACGGACGCCGAAAACUAUCAUGGAUUUUCUUACACUGAAAGUCGAAGAACUUCCCAGAGAAGUUUCAGUCUUUCCUCGAAUGAUUUCGAUAACAGGGCUAAAAGUGCAGCAAGUUCCAAAUCUGUGGUGUCAAUCAAACGCAAACGAGAGUCGAUGAAACUGAGAAACAGAACUUCGUUCGAAGCUGAAGAUUUGAAUGUGUCUCGUUUCAUCUCGGACGAAUUUGAUCGGCCUAACUCAUCGCCAGCUAAAACCAAAGCUAAGACCGGCGCACUUCAUACUGACCAGCAUCACUUAAUAGAAGACGCCUACUUCAGUCCAGCGCCAUUCGACAUGAUCAAAACCCACUAUCCACUUAACCCUGAACAUCAGUUGACAGUUUACCCAAUAGGCCUGAGACAAUUCGAGAAGCUUCCGGUAGUCAGAGACAUAUUUUCCAGUCUUUAUUUGUCUCUGAAAGGUUCCAGCGGGGAUCCAAUUGUGACCACUCAGGACGGGGAGGUUGAACUGACAUUUGCUUACUCGGUUUCUCGACUGCUGCAUUUCAACGUUGUUUUGGCUCAUUGGAACAUGACCAAAUGGCACAAUACAGGAGACACCUGUUACAUCACUAAAAUAGACCAAAGAGACAAAAUUGCCGAAGUCACUGUUUUUGCCCGACUACCGUCUCCUGGGGAGUACAGGUUGAGUCUAGAUGCGGCGCCAAUUCUACUCGAAUCCCCUUUUCUGGUAAAGCCUCGCGAAGCUGCAUGUUGCAAAGUCAUCUGGGAAAACGAGGGGCAAACCAGUUCAUCAAAGCCUAAACCCCAUUUGCCUAUUUUAUCUUGCACUGGUUUUGGGCCAAUUUUGCCACAAGUUGCCAAAAACUUCGCCCUGGAAGGAGCAUCAAAAUUUGGGCGAAUCAUGUGUGAAAACGGGGUGUUAGAACUACCGUUAAUCUGUGAGAUACAGUCGCUAAUUGACAUGGAGUACAAAAUUUGUGCGUAUUACUACAAUGAAAAGUGGGAGGAAAUUAGACCUAUUGCUGGGAAUCUCUGUCAUUUGCAGAAAACAAGACCAUUUCGUAGCAAAAAAGGGCACAGGCAUCAUGAGCAAUUGAAAACGGAAGAGAAAAACGUGCUUCUGGCAAAAGUAGAGUUCCCACAUGCUGGCGAGUUUGCCCUCAGCAUAGAUUAUUUCAUCCCAAUUUCGCUUAAAUGGUCGAAUCUAGUCAACUAUUUGGUAACAGUUCAAUCCACUCCUGGUGACGCGCUCUCGAAAGAGGCCACGUUUGAAGCUGUAGCCAAAACCGCGAUCGCUUUUGUCAUUCCCUCUUUUGUCGUGACCUUUGUACCCGACAGUGAAUUGCCAUUCCAGGGAAACAUUUUGAACUGCCUCCAAAAACAUGUGGACUCUGUUGACGUCGAGAAUAUUCUAGAAGCAUCCAUUCAAAAUUCAAACGAACAACUAGAUCUACCCGAUGACGAGAAACGCGAAGGCUAUGGUGGAGAGGAUCGUUACAUGGCAAUUUCGAAAAUGGGCGAUGACGACAAAAGCAAGAAUGCCGGAGUGUUUUUCUUCGAACUGGCAACAUCAACUGAAGAUGAAAAGGCCAAGGCCACAUCUACAAUAACGAUUGAAAGUGAAGCAAUCGGCACUCAAAACCUUGAAGCUGCGGCAAGGAAAACACCGUCUGCUGACUUGUCGUAUGAAAACAAAAAUGAGUCAGAGGCUUCAAUAAAACUAGAGACUCCUCCGUUCAUUGAAGAAUCAGCAUAUUCGAAUGAGGUCAAUUCAAAUCAAGAGAUAGACAGUUUAUCCUCCCACAAAGAAGAGGAAAACGUCUCAAGUAAUUUGACAAACUUUGAGUUGGCGGCAAAAACUAAUGAAAAAAUUCCGAAUGAGCCAGAAAUUGACUCGAAAGAAAUCGAAACACCCAAAAAACUAUCAACUGUAUCAGGAACUGUUUCUGAGGUUGGUGAACCAGAGUCUCAAGUUCAAUUUCACGCAAGUUCCGAAGUGAAAUUUGAGAGCGAAAGCGAAGAAAGUUUUCACAAGACAGAGGAUUUGACCGUGGGCGUUGAUGUUGGUGUCCAGAGAGCGACUCUGGACAUAACACCAAUGCCCAGUAGACCAAACACAGCUACAAUAGAAGUUGUUGACGUAUCAGAACCUAGAGAAGAUCCAACCAGUUCUCAAUCAGAAGCAAAAAGGACCGUUGGGACAAAUAGUGAAAAAACUUCCGAGAUGUCGAUAGAAAUAUUUGAUAGCAAACCUAUGUAUGAUGAUCAACCAGCUCAGUUUGAUGAAGAAUCUAUUAAUACCCAAAGACAGGAGAGCCAAAAAAAUCAGUUGGAUAUUUCUGAAAAAUCAGAAAAAUCAGUGGUAACAGAAAAGAACAUUUCUGCUAUAGAUAUGGAGGAGGUACAAUCCAAAAAAUCUGUUUCCGAAGCCGAAGAAGAUCAUAGAUCUAGUUUUGAAUCAGAGAUACAAUCAAACAAAUCCGUUUCGAUAAACGGCUACCGCAACUCGACUGAAAAUACUGAAAGCAAUCAUUCGAAUGAUACCGUAGAUGAUCGUGAUUUCACAGCAGAGGUCCAAUCUCGAACAUCGUAUUCAGUUGCCAGCAACAAACAUUCAAUAGAAAUAAGUGAUCAAAAAGUCUCAGACAACGGAAACAGUGCACCACUAGAUUCCAGAAGAGAUUCAAUCGAUUCGAAAGCACUGAGUGCACAGGUAGCGAGUGAGUCUCUGAAAGACGAAGAAGAUAAAACCGACGAAUUGACUUUAAAAUCUUCAAAUGACAAACUCAAAAACUAUUUCGAGUCCCAGCUGCCGGAUACGAUCAAUGAAACUCCGAAGAUUAUAAAAAACGUCAACUAUGAAGAUUCCCAUGCACCUGAAAGUAUACUCGAAAGUGAACAAAACUCAGCUACGUUAAAAACAGACAGUAAGCGUCAGUCAAUUUCUGACAGUCUGAAAUCUAAAAAAUCAAAUAUUUCCGCUGGAACCAAAAAAUCGAAAGCUUCCAUGGAGCAAUUCUUGGUCACAUCAUCGAAUAUCGAAUUUUUUCACUCAGGUCAAAAUAUUCAGUCAAAUGAGAAUGAUAAUAAGCCCAACUUAACAAAAUUAGCUCCUCGCGUUUACACCAGCAGUUACGUUCAAUUAGGAAAUGAAAUUGAAUACACCUCCGAGGAAACGGAAGAGAUGAACCUGGAAAACAAUGAAGGCGACCAGAAGGCUACCAUGGAACUCACACCUCAACCUAGUUCACCAAACACAGCAAGUGAAGAAGUUGUUACGAUUGAAGAGCCUAUUGAGAAAGUAGAUGAUCAAAAGAGAGCAGUAUCUCCUAAACAAGACAGUCUCGUCGAUGCAUGGGUAAUAGCAGAGACGGGAGAUCUCGAGAUACACCAGUCAAAAAGGGAACAAGCAACCAACACAUUUCAAGAAGAUCAAAAAGUUAACGAUGAAGCAGACAUCUUGGUAAUCGAAGAAAGGUCACAGACCCCAUUACCAAUGUCCUAUUACAACUUCAGAUCUAUUUCCCCAGUAACUGGCAAAAAUGUCGAGAAAUGGGACUUUCAAGCAUGUGAAAAAUUAGAAGCUGAUGAAGGCAAUUUUAAAACAGCAGAUGUAAUUGAGAACACCAUCAGCGAAGAAUUUAACUAUGCAGCAACCGAGUUGCAAAUCAGCUAUGUAUCGUCUGAAACGCCUGUUAGACUGCCUUCGCCUGUCGUAUCAGAAGCGUCACAGCGCUCGUCACAAAGUAAUGAACAAAUAUCGAAUAAAUCGAGCGCAAAAAACAAUGACCACGUGCUAAGUCAUAAGACGAGUAAUGCUUCUGCUAAAAGCGAUUUGAUAGAACAAUUAAAUAAGUCUGAAAGCUCUAAAAAACAAGAAACUUCAACUCACAAUGCAGAUAAAGCUAUUACACCACCAGAAUUAAAAAGUAAUUUUGUUGCAGAUGAAAACAAUGCGCCAGCUUCAACUCAAACCAAAACAACUGAUAGCAUAGAGCAAAAGCAGCAACAAACAAACCGAACAAACCAACAGAAAAAAUUACAACACAAUGAGAAAUCGACCAACUGUGGAGGAGCAGAGGGCAAGAUAGUGCCAACACCUCCGUCACAAGAAUCCAGCAAACUCAGAAGAAGAAACAGCAGAAAAUCAGUAGGCGGAGCUUCAGUUUCGAGCUACAAGAGCAUCAUCAGUGAUAAAUCCACCAAACAAGCAACUGUAACGCCAUCAGCUUCAAAAAGGGCACCUGAUUUAAACAAGCAAAGUAGCCAAUCAAAGAUCUCGACACCUACAAAAACCAGUCGCAAAUCGUCAAUAAAGACCUUGUCUCGCAAAGAAUCAGAGAAGUCGAUUGGAACUCCAACAAAGAGCUCCGAAGAGUCAAUUUCACCAAAAGGGAGUCAAAACCCCGAAGCAGUUCGAGUUGAAACUGUUUCACGGGUGCAGUCCAAAACACCGGUCCAAAACACCGAAGCAGUCGAAGAUCUGAAAAUUGCAACUCCCGUUUUGGGAAAAAGUAGGGAACAUACGCAAGCAGACUUAUCUAACAAUAGUAAAGAUAUUAAACAUUCAGAGGCGAGGUCCCAGACUCCGGUUGAAAAACCAGCGGAAACUGAUCGGCCAAGUGAAAACGUUCAAGCGCCACUUUCAGAGAUGAAUGAUAAAGCACACGAAAACAUGGCACAGCGGCAGCCAGAAACAUCAGCGCAGAAUACAGUUAAUCAGCAAGAAGAAGAAAAUAAGUCUGAAAAAUCCGUCUUUUCAGAAGAAAGUAUUUUGAAUCAGGAAGCUCAAAACUUAGAUCACGAUAUAAACGAAAACACGGAGGAGCUUUUAAAAACCAAAGAAAAACGGAUUGAUGGCGACACAGUUGUGACAACAGUAGAAAAUGAAGAAAUUGAUGAGCAAAAUGACAAUCGAGCAUCUGAGGACAAACAGCAGGAAAGCGAGAGCGAAUAUCCAAAUCUAUAUGAAACAAAAGUCGAUGAAGACGAAAAAAGCAAAAUGGGAGAAAAAUCAGUUGAGAGUGAAGAUCAUAAAACACCUGUGCCACACAUGCCAUCAUUACUACUGCCAACAAACGAAAAGGACACCAACAAUAGAAACAACAGGCGAAGAUCCACGAUAGAAGAAGACGACAAAGUUCUAGAAGACAUCGUGAAAACUUACAGUGAAAAUGAAAAAAUCAAAAGUAAUGGCAAAACAACUCACAGAAGUUUUGUCAGUGUAUCCACUAAGCCGAAAACAUUGGAGAGCAGCGCUAGAUUAGCCGAUUACGCAGAUAGCAGAAGAGAACUCUACCAGGCUGAAACAUCACGGCGAUCUAAACAGGACAGUCACAUACAGACAAAGCUGAAAACAAACACGAAAAAGAAGAAAGCUGCUCCGGAUGCGGAAGCCUCAGAGAACUGGAGUUCGAGCCAAGAAAGUGGAGUUUUUCAGAUGGGAACAUUCGAGAGUAAUUUUGGCAAACCGAAAGAAUCAGAAAGAUCUGGAACUCCUCUGAUGAUUGACAGCGCUGAAAACGAUGACGCAAAAAUAUACGAAAUCGAUAAGGAUAAAUUGAUAGAUUUGGAAAACACUUUUGACCAGCGCAGACAUGAAAGUGACUCGUCGGAGAAAAUUUUAUUUGCUAAAAGUAUUCCUAGGAGAACUUUUCACACAGCUACCAUUCGAGGAACUCCAGCGAAUAUCGGAAGACCAGUAACGGAAUCACAAGCACUACUCGACUUCAAAGAAGAAAAUAUACUAGAACUGGAAGAGCUCGUAGAUACUUUCGACAAGGCCAUCGAAAUUGAGGGAUCGGAACAAAAUGGAUCUUUGAAACCAACCAGUCAAGCGCUUCUAACAGUUGAACUUGAAAACUUCUCAAUGGAAAAGGAUACCGAAAUCAUAGAAGACAAAUCAUUGGAGCUUCCUAUAGCCGUAUCUUUGGAAGAAACAAUGCAAAAGGGAAUGUUCACGAAAAGCUUUAGAACACCUUGGCAAUUAGAAAGCGGAACAUCCGAAAGUAUAGAAGUCACUGAAAUUCCCGAAUUUGAAACUGCCAAGAUUAUUGAUUUCAACAUUCGCGAACAACCAAAGCCGCGGAAAGCUAGCAAAUUGGUGAAAACUCAAGAUCCAAAAAUAUACGGCAAAGAUAGGCGUUCAAAACGGUUUCAGGAUCCAAAGUAUUUGAAUGUGGAUCUAAGGGAAAAACCCGAGGAACUUAAGCGGCCACUAGGAGUCCUUAGUCGGUUUAGACGAGAGAUGAAGCGACUCAACAUCGAAAACGAAGAUGACACGAAAUCAAAGCCAGAAAAAACUGCUGAGCCGAUCAAUCUGAAAACAUCAGAAUCAGUCGAUGAAACUGCUAAUAGAAUUGCAGAUGAUCAAAGUGAAGAAAGAGAUCAAAAGGUGAACAAAGAAAAAACAGGAAAGGAAAAUGAGGAAAAGAAAAAUGGUCCAUUGAUAGUUAAAUUAAACAGAGCGACUACAAAAAGAAAUCUUUAUCAGCCAAAUACACCUCCAAUGAAUAAAUCCAGAGGCUCUAUUUUCGUAGACCCAAUAGGUAAAGAUCCGAUAGCUCAGGAACCCUUUAGACACAAAUCCUUCAAUCGCAACUUGGCUCGAGAGCUUAAAUCGUAUCGAAAACCGGGAUCAGUGGUCAAGGCUGUUUUGAAAGCGACCUUUAUAGUGUUAGGCGAAUCUCCGUUAUGUCUAGACGAUUGGGACGUAGUCAGUGGAUUGCUUAGUCGAAGUCUCUACAAAGACUCCUUGACGGUUAGAAUGGAAAACUUUCAGAGCGAUAAUUUGAGCGACAGCGCAAAGGAAAGAGCACAAGAAGUGUUGAGUCAUAUAGAUGACACGGAUGUUGAAAAAAUCAGUAAGCCUGUGAAAAUUUUACUCGACUGGGUGAGAAGUAUCCUAUAAUUAAAAACUUUCAAAAACUGCCAGAAAGAGACGCUAUUUUGAAAUAAAGAAAAAUAUCUUUGUAUGAUACGUACUGCUCCUGUAAGUGCAAUUCAGUUUGAACUUUUUAAAAUUCUCA